AUGGUACACGAAUACCAAAAGAUCGAACUCGGGGAAACAGGCAAUGAGAAUGAUCCAAUUCUUGCGCCUCGGAAGCGAAGUAAACUUGGUUAUGUGACUAUCCUCAUUAUAAUCAAAGAUGUUAUCUUGGUUGUCCUCGCCCUAGCCGCUGCUAUUGCAGUAUACAUGCAAUCGCGACCUACUUCAACGGGGACCAGAUGUGACUGCGGCUCCAGCACGGCUGAGGCACGCACAAUGGGCUGUAAAUACGAUACUAUUGCCGCCGCAUGGUUGCCUCCGCAAUGCAUCGACAGUGAAUUAGUUGCCGAGUUUGAAAAGAUGGGAGAUGGAGAGAACGGCACUUGGCAGUAUUGGGUGGAUGCAGAGCAUUCGCGACUGUUGAGUAUAGACGAAGUCGGUGCAUUGGCAGAUAACAACGGCUUCUUUUGGACUACGACCCGGUGGCAUUUCAUGCACUGCUUUUACUACUGGAGAAAACAACAACGAGCACGGUUUACGGGGGUAUUGAUCGAGCCGAGAUACGACAAUGAGCGCCACGUGAAGCACUGUGGACAAAUAUUUGAAGAUCCAGGUCCCAUUGCAUACUCGUACGUGGAGCUCAAGAGCAGCAGGCUUGAGGAGCCGGAAUUUCUGAAGCACAAGGAUCACAACGACCAUAAAGUAUGA
Molecule: messenger RNA, 666 nt
Organism: Trichoderma aggressivum f. europaeum
Lineage: Eukaryota; Fungi; Ascomycota; Sordariomycetes; Hypocreales; Hypocreaceae
Exons: 2
Coding region: 1-666 (221 amino acids)
Source: RefSeq, a predicted model, not a curated record